Molecule: messenger RNA, 918 nt
Organism: Hydractinia symbiolongicarpus
Lineage: Eukaryota; Metazoa; Cnidaria; Hydrozoa; Anthoathecata; Hydractiniidae
Product: serum response factor homolog B-like
Exons: 1
Coding region: 1-918 (305 amino acids)
Source: RefSeq, a predicted model, not a curated record
AUGUCAAUUUUCGAUGAAAAACUGAAUGAAAUAAACACUAGUAAUAAUCGUAGUAGCAGUGGUGAUGCAGCGAGAACGGCUCCAGAUGAAAAUAAAGAAACAAAUGCAAAAAAAACAAGACAAAGGGGUGUUAAUUUGAUUGCCAAAGCAAAAAAACGUGCAGACUGUAGGUACAAACGUCGAAAAGGCAUACUGAGAAGUGCUUCAUUAUUAAAACUAACAACUAAUGAUGAAAUAUAUUUGGAAUUUUAUAGGGAGAAAGAAAGUGUUCCAGCAAGAUUUUCAACCUCAAAAGAAUUGAUGCAGAAACAUUUGAAUAAUUUGCUCUUAUCCGACAAUUUAACACUUCCUCCAGCAACACCCUUAUUACCAUCUAUGCCAUGGCUAGGAGGAACAUAUACCAACAUGUUGCUAUCUCCAAAUGAGGGUAGUGGGGGUAGUAACACAUUCUCAGAUGUUUUGUUGUCAAAUUAUCUUCACAACAAUAUUGAUAAUAACAAUACUUAUACUGACAUUAACAAUAACAAUAAUGAUGAUGUUGUUGAUAAUAAUGUUGUAAACACACCACAAAAUAUAGUACAAGAUAUCUUUCCUGUUAACAACAACGAUGAAAGUAAAACAUACAAUGUCAACGAAAUCGAUUUUUUAAAAAAUAUAUCACCAUCAAAUAAUAUUGAGGAGAGAACUGAUGUAAAUUGCAACAUGUGUCACAUCUGUAAAAUAGAACAUGUCGUGGAAAAGGAUUUAGACUCGACGUGGGUGAAUUGCAACCGUAGAAACUGUGAUUAUUGGGUGCAUGUAGUAUGUGUUGGCAUUGACAUCAGUGACAAAUGGUUAAAAAAUCUGAAAUAUUUUUGUCCAACCCAUAAUGCGGUUCGCGUGACUGCUGCACGAAAACGACUUUUUAAAAAGAAAUAG